Photinus pyralis (common eastern firefly) is the source of this 3917-nucleotide messenger RNA. Its product is annotated as SH3 and cysteine-rich domain-containing protein 2-like. NCBI's taxonomy places the organism in Eukaryota, Metazoa, Arthropoda, Insecta, Coleoptera, Lampyridae. The transcript is spliced from 17 exons. Bases 254 to 2494 code for a protein of 746 amino acids. Gene Ontology annotation, biological process: positive regulation of protein localization to plasma membrane; positive regulation of voltage-gated calcium channel activity; skeletal muscle contraction. Gene Ontology annotation, molecular function: protein binding. Gene Ontology annotation, cellular component: extrinsic component of cytoplasmic side of plasma membrane. The record is from RefSeq and is a predicted model, not a curated record.
GAUUUUGGGUAGACAAAUUUCGAGGCCACUGUUAGAGCGUUCAUUUUUUAGGAAAAUACAAGCGAGGAAGGUUUUUAGUCAUCGGGAAAGUUACGAAACAAUCGUGACGAAAACUGAAGAGAAAUUAGCAAAGUGUCGACAGGAGUAUAAGGCAGCGUACCUCGCAUAUUUAUCAACGCCAACAACUGAAAGCCUCAGCGGAUAUUUCAAUAACCACAACGCUUACGUGCAACAGCUACACGCGACUAAUGGGAUGCUGGAUGCAUACUCUAAGGAAACUCUUCCACAACUCUUACAGGAAAUCGAUGAAAUCUACACGGAUUUAUGUUCAUCGGUGUCGGAAGCUAUUUUACAAGAGGCAGAAAUCGUAUCGGCGAGGGCAACCGAAAGGCACAGAAGGUACGAAAACCUCAUAUCGCAGUGUCGGGCAAUUUCAGCAACAUCGGAUAUGGCUCAUUUAGCAAGAUCGAUGCCGACGGCGCAAGGAAGAGGACUUUCAGCAAAACGUCCCUUUAUAGCACCUCAACCUCAGCCACCAGACGCCUUAGACGGUGGGGACCCCUGCGAAAUUAUCAACGACAACGUCCCGCCGCCUUUGAAAGAUCAAUUGGUGAUAGACCGACUUUCGGCGGUACAAGUGCAGCCGGCUCAUGACGCCCUGAAAAAGGAAUCUGCUGAUCUAGAUGCUCAAAUAAGGCAAAUACAGGACUCUCUAGAGACUCUUCUGCGAAUUCAACAACGCUCGCUUGAGUCGGCUUUGUAUAAUAAGGUUAAUGAAAUACAAGAGGAUAUCUCGAUGAAACGGUUCGAUCUUCGAGUGGCCCAAAUGCAUCUAAGUGCGAUUAACUCUCAGAAGGAACUUUUCCUCAACAAAUUGGAGUCUUCAGAUUCCACGCGCGAAAGAAAAAUGUCACUCGUGUCGACGGGUAGUAUGAAAAAUAAGUGGCUAAAGGCAUUUAAAAGUUUGAAAACACCACCACCUUCAGCUUCGCCAAAGGAAACCGAAAAAAAAAAUCAGAUGUACCAUGCGGUGUCAACAAUAAUUGCCAUGAGAAAAAAUGGCUCGGCGUCGAACCGCGAAGUUCCGAGGUCAGAUCCGGACGCCCACGUUUUCCAAGAGUACACCUACAAGAAAAUUACACCGUGCGAUAUUUGCUCGCAGAUAUUGAGAGGACACACGCGGCAGGGAUUGAAAUGUCGAUAUUGUAAGAUGAACGUUCACGUCGAUUGCCAAGAUAAAGCUCCAAAGUGUCAACCGAAAUCGCGUCUCUUGAGGAGGCAAAAAUCUACUUCCGAAAUUGAGUCACGUGUGGCGGAGUCUACGGUUGAGGAAGAAAGUGUCGAGGACGAACCCUAUACGCGGAUGGCAACAAUAAACCGUCAGCUUUCAUUCAAGGAUAACAGCGUUAUGAAACCUUCCCUUGAAAAUCCUAUAGGAUCGGAAGUGGAUCAGAUAUACCAAGUAUUAAAACAAGCCGGGGAAAUAUCCAAUAACAAACCUCGUGUAAAUUUGGAACCAGUUCCCCCGAUAGGGAUAACUGUGGACAGGGGCUUGCCAGGAUCGGCUCCCGGUAGUUCGGGGAGUUCCGGUCAAAGUUUGAACCGCAAAGGGUGCCCGCCACCUCAAUCCCAACGAGCACAGGGGUCUAGCCUAACUGUUAAUAAUCCUGCUCCUUGCUCUACUAGCUCAGGAACAAGCAUGCGGACUUCUCCCACUGCUGUGACGUUUUCCCUUGAAAAUGGGACGAAAUCUUUCGCUCCCCACUCCCCACGUCGGCAGAAGCUAAACCUGCGCAUGAAAAGCCUCUCCCUGGACUCGCCAGAAAGCACAGAGCACGUGCAGAGGAGGAGACACCAUGGCACUGCGACAACUAGUGAGCCCCACUCCAAAGAAAGCUCUUCUUCCAGAAUUCAGUUUCCAGCUCGUUCAAGACCUCCAUACAACUCAAUUGCACGGGGUUCUGUUAAAGCACGAUCAACUCCAUCUAGCCCAGUUCACAAUCGUCGAUUACUCUCCGCCAAGAAUAUAAGAAUGUCAUCGGUUGAGCUUCCAGACGACAACGACAAGAGCCCGUCUUCGGCGAGCACGUCGCCGUGCCCCAGUCCCGUUGGUGUGAAGAAAACGCAUCGUUUGUUACCGACGAACCUCUACGUAGUCCUUUAUAAUUUUAAGUCGCGCCACCAAGACGAGUUGGAUCUCAAGGCGGGUGAUAAGGUGACUGUGAUAGAUUUUGCGGAUCCAGAUUGGUGGAAAGGCAAAUGUUUGGGAAGGGUUGGUUAUUUUCCAUCGAAGUAUUGCUCCAAGUUGGCGGCGGGAGAAAAAGCGCUGCAGGUUACACACAAUUUGCAACUGUCGGAUGGGGAAAAUGGAUUAAUGUUGCUGAGGGACCAAAUAGUAAUUCAAAUAGGUGAGGAAAUCGAUGGAAUGGUGAUGAUCCGUUCUGGUGAUAAUCGUCAAGGAGUUUGUCCUGUCAAGUUUCUGCAGGAGGUGUGACGACGUACCGAAGUUGGUUGUCAAGUAAAUCAAGCGUGUACUUGUGUGAAAUCAAGCACGAAGCCCUUACAAUCAACCUUAAAUAAAAUUUACUACCAUUAUUCCAAGAACUCAUCGCAGAAGAACAAUACAACGACGUGGUACACGUUUGGAAAUAGAAAAAAUUUAAACAACGGGAAAUUUGCCCAAUACUACUACAACAAUAUAAACAACAAUAACCUGUCGAAAAAUAACUACGUAUAUUUACCAAAACAGAAUAACCUAAAUAACAUAAAUAACAUAUUCGCUUUAUCAAACGCUCAGUAUCAGAACGAGUAUAAGUAUUUACAAUGUAAAGCGCCAUUUUCCUCAACCAAACGGCCUCUAUCGAUCAAACUUUCUACCCCAAAGCACGUAACUAAUUUUUUUAACAAAACAUUUAGAUCCGAUUCGCAAAAAAGGCCUCUAUUGUUAAAUUUGGGCUCGUCGACCUGCAGCUUGGAUGAGCCGGUCGGUCCCAAUUUUCAAAUCGUACCCGAUCGUUGCGGGAUAAAGAUAUCGUCGAUUUAUACAAUCAGCGAAAACGUCGAGAAGUUCACUCCAAGAAGCUCACUGUAUCCAAAAAGAAACUUCUACAUCACAUCGAGUAGCAGGCCUCUGUUUGUGCGAAAAUAAUGCCCUUCCUAUAAAAUUAAAAAUUGAAAAAAAAAAUGUUCUAGUUGAAAUAAGUUCCCUAUUUUUGUAAAUGUUAGAAUUGUUGUGACUGAAAUGAGCACGUCCUUUGAUACCUUAAGCACCAGCCAUUAAAAUGCGUAUAUUUUCAUUUUGACAGAUCAAAAUUUACGGCUUGUUAUUAUAUUAACUGGUUUUAAUUAUCCAGUGAGAUUUCAUCAAACUGCGUUACUUUGCUGGAUUAUGGUUAAUGUUGAAGCUAAAUUCAUAUAUAAUUUAUUAAAGGAAUUGAUUAAAUAUUUAAUAAAUGUUAAUACUACCUAAUAGGGCUUGCGAGUUUAGGAUUAGUUUUAACUGUUAAAUGUUAAGCAAUCACAUCAUUCCAAAGACUGUUUCGAAAUUGGAUUGUAAGUUAGUAAUAUUGGCAGCCUAAAUUUAUUUAUUUAUUUCCCUUACCAAUAGACUUAAAUGAAGGAUAUGUACAAAACAAUUUCGAAUUGUUAUAUGCACACGACCAAUUUAAUAAAUUAUAGUAUUAUUUAAUAAUAAUUAAGUAAUGUCGUCGGUGUACGCACUAGUGCUACAGCAACCGUGAUUGAGAAAUUAAACCUGUUAACAUAUUUUUAAGUCGAUAAAGAAACCUUGGUGUCUCACAUUGGCCGCACCAUUUACCUACCUACCUGUUGGAAAAUUGUAAGAUGUAUAUAUUUGUUUUAAAACUGUACUCACUAACCGUGUCCAACUUCAAUAAUAAAAUUUCCAAAAAUCUUCA